UCCUUUGUUCCAGGUGCGGCCGCAUUUCCGCCAUUGCCCUAAUUCACGCCUCAGCGCAGGCCGGGAACCAACCUUGCGCCCACCCCUCCACUUCCGCCACUUCCCCUUCCGUCGCUUCCUCCGCUUUCCUCGAAGCCCUCCCCAGACGCUCCGCGCUCGCGGGCGGACUCCUCGCCUUGGCUUCCGCCACCCUCUCCCCGUAUCUCCCGCUACCCACCCUCUCUCCCCCCCCGUCGCGCACGCCGCCGCGGACGCCGCCGCAACGGCGGAAGCCGCAGCCGCCGCGGGCGGAAGCGACCUGCUGAAAGGGCUCCGAUCCGCGUUCGAUUCGGAGGAGCUCACAGCGAGCGGGCGGCGGCUUCCGAAGGCGUACGUGCAGAGCGUGACGGCGCUCAUCAGCAGCCUGCGCGACGCGCUGGGCGCGGAGGAGGGCGACCGGGGGGAGUUCCGGCGCAAGGCGGAGGUGGCUAAGGGCGCGAUCCGCGCGUACCUGGGGGAGUGGCGGGGGAAAGCGCCAGAGAACACUGAGAUUGCACAGAGGUCGUCUCACUCUAUCCCCCUCGUCUGCACCUCAUUGCCCUCUUCCCCACUUUCCUCCCUCUCCUCCCUCUCCCCACUUUCCUCCCUCUCCUCCCUCUCCCCACUUUCCUCCCUCUCCUCCCUCUCCCCACUUUCCUCCCUCUCCCCACUUUCCUCCCUCUCCUCCUUCUCCCCACUUUCCUCCCUCUCCUCCCUCUCCCCACUUUCCUCCCUCUCCUCCCUCUCCCCACUUUCCUCCCUCUCCUCCCUCUCCCCACUUUCCUCCCUCUCCUCCCUCUCCCCACUUUCCUCCCUCUCCUCCCUCUCCCCACUUUCCUCCCUCUCCUCCCUCUCCCCACUUUCCUCCCUCUCCUCCCUCUCCCCACUUUCCUCCCUCUCCUCCCUCUCCCCACUUUCCUCCCUCUCCUCCCUCUCCCCACUUUCCUCCCUCUCCUCCCUCUCCCCACUUUCCUCCCUCUCCUCCCUCUCCCCACUUUCCUCCCUCUCCUCCCUCUCCCCACUUUCCUCCCUCUCCUCCCUCUCCCCCCGUUCCUCCCUCUCCUCCCUCUCCCCACUUUCCUCCCUCUCCUCCCGCUCCUCCCUCUCCCCAGUUUCCUCCCUCUCCUCCCGCUCCUCCCUCUCCCCACUUUCCUCCCUCUCCUCCCUCUCCCCACUUUCCUCCCUCUCCUCCCUCUCCCCAAUUUCCUCCCUCUCCUCCCUCUCCCCACUUUCCUCCCUCUCCUCCCUCUCCCCACUUUCCUCCCUCUCCUCCCUCUCCCCACUUUCCUCCCUCUCCUCCCUCUCCCCACUUUCCUCCCUCUCCUCCCUCUCCCCACUUUCCUCCCUCUCCUCCCGCUCCUCCCUCUCCCCACUUUCCUCCCUCUCCUCCCGCUCCUCCCUCUCCCCACUACCCACUACAUCACCUCCUCUUUUUGACUCUGCUCUCACAAUGCUCUCCUGCUUCUUCAUGCCUGCUUCUAAGUUCCCCUUUCACAUUCUCUCCCUGCCCUGUUCCUGCUUCUUUGUUCCCCUUUCACAUUCUCUCCCUGCCCUGUUCCUGCUUCUAUGUUCCCCUUUCACAUUCUCUCCCUGCCCUGUUCCUGCUUCUAUGUUCCCCUUUCACAUUCUCUCCCUGCCCUGUUCCUGCUUCUAUGUUCCCCUUUCACAUUCUCUCCCUGCCCUGUUCCUGCUUCUAUGUUCCCCUUUCACAUUCUCUCCCUGCCCUGUUCCUGCUUCUAUGUUCCCCUUUCACAUUCUCUCCCUGCCCUGUUCCUGCUUCUAUGUUCCCCUUUCACAUUCUCUCCCUGCCCUGUUCCUGCUUCUAUGUUCCCCUUUCACAUUCUCUCCCUGCCCUGUUCCUGCUUCUAUGUUCCCCUUUCACAUUCUCUCCCUGCCCUGUUCCUGCUUCUAUGUUCCCCUUUCACAUUCUCUCCCUGCCCUGUUCCUGCUUCUAUGUUCCCCUUUCACAUUCUCUCCCUGCCCUGUUCCUGCUUCUAUGUUCCCCUUUCACAUUCUCUCCCUGCCCUGUUCCUGCUUCUAUGUUCCCCUUUCACAUUCUCUCCCUGCCCUGUUCCUGCUUCUAUGUUCCUCUUUCACAUUCUCUCCCUGCCCUGUUCCUGCUUUUAUGUUCCCCUUUCACGUUCUCUCCCUGCCCUGUUCCUGCUUCUAUGUUCCCCUUGCACAUUCUCUCCCUGCCCUGUUCCUGCUUCUAUGUUCCCCUUUCACAUUCUCUCCCUGCCCUGUUCCUGCUUCUAUGUUCCCCUUUCACAUUCUCUCCCUGCCCUGUUCCUGCUUCUAUGUUCCCCUUUCAUUCACAUUCUCUCCCUGCCCUGUUCCUGCUUCUAAGUUCCCCUUUCACAUUCUCUCCCUGCCCUGUUCCUGCUUCUAUGUUCCCCUUUCACAUUCUCUCCCUGCCCUGUUCCUGCUUCUAUGUUCCCCUUUCACAUUCUCUCCCUGCCCUGUUCCUGCUUCUAAGUUCCCCUUUCACAUUCCCUCCCUGCCCUGUUCCUGCUUCUAUGUUCCCCUUUCACAUUCUCUCCCUGCCCUGUUCCUGCUUCUAAGUUCCCCUUUCACAUUCCCUCCCUGCCCUGUUCCUGCUUCUAUGUUCCCCUUUCACAUUCUCUCCCUGCCCUGUUCCUGCUUCUAUGUUCCCCUUUCACAUUCUCUCCCUGCCCUGUUCCUGCUUCUAAGUUCCCCUUUCACAUUCCCUCCCUGCCCUGUUCCUGCUUCUAUGUUCCCCUUUCACAUUCUCUCCCUGCCCUGUUCCUGCUUCUAUGUUCCCCUUUCACAUUCUCUCCCUGCCCUGUUCCUGCUUCUAAUUCCCCUUUCACAUUCCCUCCCUGCCCUGUUCCUGCUUCUGAGUUCCCCUUUCACAUUCUCUCCCUGCCCUGUUCCUGCUUCUAUGUUCCCCUUUCACAUUCUCUCCCUGCCCUGUUCCUGCUUCUAUGUUCCCCUUUCACAUUCUCUCCCUGCCCUGUUCCUGCUUCUAUGUUCCCCUUUCACAUUCUCUCCUUGCCCUGUUCCUGCUUCUAUGUUCCCCUUUCACAUUCCCUCCCUGCCCUGUUCCUGCUUCUAUGUUCCCCUUUCACAUUCUCUCCCUGCCCUGUUCCUGCUUCUAAGUUCCCCUUUCACAUUCUCUCCCUGCCCUGUUCCUGCUUCUAAGUUCCCCUUUCACAUUCUCUCCCUGCCCUGUUCCUGCUUCUAUGUUCCCCUUUCACAUUCUCUCCCUGCCCUGUUCCUGCUUCUAUGUUCCCCUUUCUCAUUCUCUCCCUGCCCUGUUCCUGCUUCUAUGUUCCCCUUUCACAUUCUCUCCCUGCCCUGUUCCUGUUUCUAUGUUCCCCUUUCACAUUCUCUCCCUGCCCUGUUCCUGCUUCUAAGUUCCCCUUUCACAUUCUCUCCCUGCCCUGUUCCUGUUUCUAUGUUCCCCUUUCACAUUCUCUCCCUGCCCUGUUCCUGCUUCUAUGUUCCCCUUUCACAUUCUCUCCCUGCCCUGUUCCUGCUUCUAUGUUCCCCUUUCUCAUUCUCUCCCUGCCCUGUUCCUGCUUCUAUGUUCCCCUUUCACAUUCUCUCCCUGCCCUGUUCCUGUUUCUAUGUUCCCCUUUCACAUUCUCUCCCUGCCCUGUUCCUGCUUCUAAGUUCCCCUUUCACAUUCUCUCCCUGCCCUGUUCCUGCUUCUAAGUUCCCCUUUCACAUUCUCUCCCUGCCCUGUUCCUGCUUCUAUGUUCCCCUUUCACAUUCUCUCCCUGCCCUGUUCCUGCUUCUAUGUUCCCCUUUCACAUUCUCUCCCUGCCCUGUUCCUGCUUCUAAUUCCCCUUUCACAUUCUCUCCCUGCCCUGUUCCUGUUUCUAUGUUCCCCUUUCACAUUCUCUCCCUGCCCUGUUCCUGCUUCUAUGUUCCCCUUUCACAUUCUCUCCCUGCCCUGUUCCUGCUUCUAUGUUCCCCUUUCACAUUCUCUCCCUGCCCUGUUCCUGCUUCUAUGUUCCCCUUUCACAUUCUCUCCUUGCCCUGUUCCUGCUUCUAUGUUCCCCUUUCACAUUCCCUCCCUGCCCUGUUCCUGCUUCUAUGUUCCCCUUUCACAUUCUCUCCCUGCCCUGUUCCUGCUUCUAAGUUCCCCUUUCACAUUCUCUCCCUGCCCUUUCCCCUUUCACAUUCUCUCCCUGCCCUGUUCCUCUUUCUAUGUUCCCCUUUCACAUUCUCUCCCUGCCCUGUUCCUGCUUCUAUGUUCCCCUUUCACAUUCUCUCCCUGCCCUGUUCCUGCUUCUAUGUUCCCCUUUCACAUUCUCUCCCUGCCCUGUUCCUGCUUCUAUGUUCCCCUUUCACAUUCUCUCCUUGCCCUGUUCCUGCUUCUAUGUUCCCCUUUCACAUUCCCUCCCUGCCCUGUUCCUGCUUCUAUGUUCCCCUUUCACAUUCUCUCCCUGCCCUGUUCCUGCUUCUAAGUUCCCCUUUCACAUUCUCUCCCUGCCCUGUUCCUGCUUCUAAGUUCCCCUUUCACAUUCUCUCCCUGCCCUGUUCCUGCUUCUAUGUUCCCCUUUCACAUUCUCUCCCUGCCCUGUUCCUGCUUCUAUGUUCCCCUUUCACAUUCUCUCCCUGCCCUGUUCCUGCUUCUAAUUCCCCUUUCACAUUCUCUCCCUGCCCUGUUCCUGUUUCUAUGUUCCCCUUUCACAUUCUCUCCCUGCCCUGUUCCUGCUUCUAUGUUCCCCUUUCACAUUCUCUCCCUGCCCUGUUCCUGCUUCUAUGUUCCCCUUUCACAUUCUCUCCCUGCCCUGUUCCUGCUUCUAUGUUCCCCUUUCACAUUCUCUCCCUGCCCUGUUCCUGCUUCUAUGUUCCUCUUUCACAUUCUCUCCCUGCCCUGUUCCUGCUUUUAUGUUCCCCUUUCACGUUCUCUCCCUGCCCUGUUCCUGCUUCUAUGUUCCCCUUUCACAUUCUCUCCCUGCCCUUUCCCCUUUCACAUUCUCUCCCUGCCCUGUUCCUGCUUCUAUGUUCCCCUUUCACAUUCUCUCCCUGCCCUGUUCCUGCUUCUAAGUUCCCCUUUCACAUUCUCUCCCUGCCCUGUUCCUGUUUCUAUGUUCCCCUUUCACAUUCUCUCCCUGCCCUGUUCCUGCUUCUAUGUUCCCCUUUCACAUUCUCUCCCUGCCCUGUUCCUGCUUCUAUGUUCCCCUUUCUCAUUCUCUCCCUGCCCUGUUCCUGCUUCUAUGUUCCCCUUUCACAUUCUCUCCCUGCCCUGUUCCUGUUUCUAUGUUCCCCUUUCACAUUCUCUCCCUGCCCUGUUCCUGCUUCUAAGUUCCCCUUUCACAUUCUCUCCCUGCCCUGUUCCUGUUUCUAUGUUCCCCUUUCACAUUCUCUCCCUGCCCUGUUCCUGCUUCUAUGUUCCCCUUUCACAUUCUCUCCCUGCCCUGUUCCUGCUUCUAUGUUCCCCUUUCUCAUUCUCUCCCUGCCCUGUUCCUGCUUCUAUGUUCCCCUUUCACAUUCUCUCCCUGCCCUGUUCCUGUUUCUAUGUUCCCCUUUCACAUUCUCUCCCUGCCCUGUUCCUGCUUCUAAUUCCCCUUUCACAUUCUCUCCCUGCCCUGUUCCUGCUUCUAAUUCCCCUUUCACAUUCUCUCCCUGCCCUGUUCCUGCUUCUAUGUUCCCCUUUCACAUUCUCUCCCUGCCCUGUUCCUGCUUCUAUGUUCCCCUUUCACAUUCUCUCCCUGCCCUGUUCCUGCUUCUAAGUUCCCCUUUCACAUUCUCUCCCUGCCCUGUUCCUGCUUCUAAGUUCCCCUUUCACAUUCUCUCCCUGCCCUGUUCCUGUUUCUAUGUUCCCCUUUCACAUUCUCUCCCUGCCCUGUUCCUGCUUCUAUGUUCCCCUUUCACAUUCUCUCCCUGCCCUGUUCCUGCUUCUAUGUUCCCCUUUCACAUUCUCUCCCUGCCCUGUUCCUGCUUCUAUGUUCCCCUUUCACAUUCUCUCCUUGCCCUGUUCCUGCUUCUAUGUUCCCCUUUCACAUUCCCUCCCUGCCCUGUUCCUGCUUCUAUGUUCCCCUUUCACAUUCUCUCCCUGCCCUUUCCCCUUUCACAUUCUCUCCCUGCCCUGUUCCUCUUUCUAUGUUCCCCUUUCACAUUCUCUCCCUGCCCUGUUCCUGCUUCUAUGUUCCCCUUUCACAUUCUCUCCCUGCCCUGUUCCUGCUUCUAUGUUCCCCUUUCACAUUCUCUCCCUGCCCUGUUCCUGCUUCUAUGUUCCCCUUUCACAUUCUCUCCUUGCCCUGUUCCUGCUUCUAUGUUCCCCUUUCACAUUCCCUCCCUGCCCUGUUCCUGCUUCUAUGUUCCCCUUUCACAUUCUCUCCCUGCCCUGUUCCUGCUUCUAAGUUCCCCUUUCACAUUCUCUCCCUGCCCUGUUCCUGCUUCUAAGUUCCCCUUUCACAUUCUCUCCCUGCCCUGUUCCUGCUUCUAUGUUCCCCUUUCACAUUCUCUCCCUGCCCUGUUCCUGCUUCUAUGUUCCCCUUUCACAUUCUCUCCCUGCCCUGUUCCUGCUUCUAAUUCCCCUUUCACAUUCUCUCCCUGCCCUGUUCCUGUUUCUAUGUUCCCCUUUCACAUUCUCUCCCUGCCCUGUUCCUGCUUCUAUGUUCCCCUUUCACAUUCUCUCCCUGCCCUGUUCCUGCUUCUAUGUUCCCCUUUCACAUUCUCUCCCUGCCCUGUUCCUGCUUCUAUGUUCCCCUUUCACAUUCUCUCCCUGCCCUGUUCCUGCUUCUAUGUUCCUCUUUCACAUUCUCUCCCUGCCCUGUUCCUGCUUUUAUUUCCCCUUUCACAUUCUCUCCCUGCCCUGUUCCUGCUUCUAUGUUCCCCUUUCACAUUCUCUCCCUGCCCUGUUCCUGCUUCUAAGUUCCCCUUUCACAUUCUCUCCCUGCCCUGUUCCUGCUUCUAUGUUCCCCUUUCACAUUCUCUCCCUGCCCUGUUCCUGCUUCUAAGUUCCCCUUUCACAUUCUCUCCCUGCCCUGUUCCUGUUUCUAUGUUCCCCUUUCACAUUCUCUCCCUGCCCUGUUCCUGCUUCUAUGUUCCCCUUUCACAUUCUCUCCCUGCCCUGUUCCUGCUUCUAUGUUCCCCUUUCACAUUCUCUCCCUGCCCUGUUCCUGCUUCUAAGUUCCCCUUUCACAUUCUCUCCCUGCCCUGUUCCUGCUUCUAUGUUCCCUUUUCACAUUCUCUCCCUGCCCUGUUCCUGCUUCUAAGUUCCCCUUUCACAUUCUCUCCCUGCCCUGUUCCUGUUUCUAUGUUCCCCUUUCACAUUCUCUCCCUGCCCUGUUCCUGCUUCUAUGUUCCCCUUUCACAUUCUCUCCCUGCCCUGUUCCUGCUUCUAUGUUCCCCUUUCACAUUCUCUCCCUGCCCUGUUCCUGCUUCUAUGUUCCCCUUUCACAUUCUCUCCUUGCCCUGUUCCUGCUUCUAUGUUCCCCUUUCACAUUCCCUCCCUGCCCUGUUCCUGCUUCUAUGUUCCCCUUUCACAUUCUCUCCCUGCCCUGUUCCUGCUUCUAAGUUCCCCUUUCACAUUCUCUCCCUGCCCUUUCCCCUUUCACAUUCUCUCCCUGCCCUGUUCCUGCUUCUAAGUUCCCCUUUCACAUUCUCUCCCUGCCCUGUUCCUGCUUCUAAGUUCCCCUUUCACAUUCUCUCCCUGCCCUGUUCCUGUUUCUAUGUUCCCCUUUCACAUUCUCUCCCUGCCCUGUUCCUGCUUCUAUGUUCCCCUUUCACAUUCUCUCCCUGCCCUGUUCCUGCUUCUAUGUUCCCCUUUCACAUUCUCUCCCUGCCCUGUUCCUGCUUCUAUGUUCCCCUUUCACAUUCUCUCCCUGCCCUGUUCCUGCUUCUAUUUCCCCUUUCACAUUCUCUCCCUGCCCUGUUCCUGCUUCUAUGUUCCCCUUUCACAUUCUCUCCCUGCCCUGUUCCUGCUUCUAAGUUCCCCUUUCACAUUCUCUCCCUGCCCUGUUCCUGCUUCUAUGUUCCCCUUUCACAUUCUCUCCCUGCCCUGUUCCUGCUUCUAAGUUCCCCUUUCACAUUCUCUCCCUGCCCUGUUCCUGUUUCUAUGUUCCCCUUUCACAUUCUCUCCCUGCCCUGUUCCUGCUUCUAUGUUCCCCUUUCACAUUCUCUCCCUGCCCUGUUCCUGCUUCUAUGUUCCCCUUUCACAUUCUCUCCCUGCCCUGUUCCUGCUUCUAAGUUCCCCUUUCACAUUCUCUCCCUGCCCUGUUCCUGCUUCUAUGUUCCCCUUUCACAUUCUCUCCCUGCCCUGUUCCUGCUUCUAAGUUCCCCUUUCACAUUCUCUCCCUGCCCUGUUCCUGUUUCUAUGUUCCCCUUUCACAUUCUCUCCCUGCCCUGUUCCUGCUUCUAUGUUCCCCUUUCACAUUCUCUCCCUGCCCUGUUCCUGCUUCUAUGUUCCCCUUUCACAUUCUCUCCCUGCCCUGUUCCUGCUUCUAAGUUCCCCUUUCACAUUCUCUCCCUGCCCUGUUCCUGUUUCUAUGUUCCCCUUUCACAUUCUCUCCCUGCCCUGUUCCUGCUUCUAUGUUCCCCUUUCACAUUCUCUCCCUGCCCUGUUCCUGCUUCUAUGUUCCCCUUUCACAUUCUCUCCCUGCCCUUUCCCCUUUCACAUUCUCUCCCUGCCCUGUUCCUGUUUCUAUGUUCCCCUUUCACAUUCUCUCCCUGCCCUGUUCCUGCUUCUAUGUUCCCCUUUCACAUUCUCUCCCUGCCCUGUUCCUGCUUCUAUGUUCCCCUUUCUCAUUCUCUCCCUGCCCUGUUCCUGCUUCUAUGUUCCCCUUUCACAUUCUCUCCCUGCCCUGUUCCUGUUUCUAUGUUCCCCUUUCACAUUCUCUCCCUGCCCUGUUCCUGCUUCUAUGUUCCCCUUUCACAUUCUCUCCCUGCCCUGUUCCUGCUUCUAUGUUCCCCUUUCACAUUCUCUCCCUGCCCUGUUCCUGCUUCUAAGUUCCCCUUUCACAUUCUCUCCCUGCCCUGUUCCUGCUUCUAUGUUCCCCUUUCACAUUCUCUCCCUGCCCUGUUCCUGCUUCUAAGUUCCCCUUUCACAUUCUCUCCCUGCCCUGUUCCUGUUUCUAUGUUCCCCUUUCACAUUCUCUCCCUGCCCUGUUCCUGCUUCUAUGUUCCCCUUUCACAUUCUCUCCCUGCCCUGUUCCUGCUUCUAUGUUCCCCUUUCACAUUCUCUCCCUGCCCUGUUCCUGCUUCUAAGUUCCCCUUUCACAUUCUCUCCCUGCCCUGUUCCUGUUUCUAUGUUCCCCUUUCACAUUCUCUCCCUGCCCUGUUCCUGCUUCUAUUUCCCCUUUCACAUUCUCUCCCUGCCCUGUUCCUGCUUCUAUGUUCCCCUUUCACAUUCUCUCCCUGCCCUGUUCCUGCUUCUAAGUUCCCCUUUCACAUUCUCUCCCUGCCCUGUUCCUGUUUCUAUGUUCCCCUUUCACAUUCUCUCCCUGCCCUGUUCCUGCUUCUAUGUUCCCCUUUCACAUUCUCUCCCUGCCCUGUUCCUGCUUCUAUGUUCCCCUUUCUCAUUCUCUCCCUGCCCUGUUCCUGCUUCUAUGUUCCCCUUUCACAUUCUCUCCCUGCCCUGUUCCUGUUUCUAUGUUCCCCUUUCACAUUCUCUCCCUGCCCUGUUCCUGCUUCUAAGUUCCCCUUUCACAUUCUCUCCCUGCCCUGUUCCUGCUUCUAUGUUCCCCUUUCACAUUCUCUCCCUGCCCUGUUCCUGUUUCUAUGUUCCCCUUUCACAUUCUCUCCCUGCCCUGUUCCUGCUUCUAUGUUCCCCUUUCACAUUCUCUCCCUGCCCUGUUCCUGCUUCUAUGUUCCCCUUUCACAUUCUCUCCCUGCCCUGUUCCUGCUUCUAAUUCCCCUUUCACAUUCUCUCCCUGCCCUGUUCCUGUUUCUAUGUUCCCCUUUCACAUUCUCUCCCUGCCCUGUUCCUGCUUCUAUGUUCCCCUUUCACAUUCUCUCCCUGCCCUGUUCCUGCUUCUAUGUUCCCCUUUCACAUUCUCUCCCUGCCCUGUUCCUGCUUCUAAGUUCCCCUUUCACAUUCUCUCCCUGCCCUGUUCCUGUUUCUAUGUUCCCCUUUCACAUUCUCUCCCUGCCCUGUUCCUGCUUCUAUGUUCCCCUUUCACAUUCUCUCCCUGCCCUGUUCCUGCUUCUAUGUUCCCCUUUCACAUUCUCUCCCUGCCCUGUUCCUGCUUCUAAGUUCCCCUUUCACAUUCUCUCCCUGCCCUGUUCCUGCUUCUAUGUUCCCCUUUCACAUUCUCUCCCUGCCCUGUUCCUGCUUCUAAGUUCCCCUUUCACAUUCUCUCCCUGCCCUGUUCCUGUUUCUAUGUUCCCCUUUCACAUUCUCUCCCUGCCCUGUUCCUGCUUCUAUGUUCCCCUUUCACAUUCUCUCCCUGCCCUGUUCCUGCUUCUAUGUUCCCCUUUCUCAUUCUCUCCCUGCCCUGUUCCUGCUUCUAUGUUCCCCUUUCACAUUCUCUCCCUGCCCUGUUCCUGCUUCUAUGUUCCCCUUUCACAUUCUCUCCCUGCCCUGUUCCUGCUUCUAAGUUCCCCUUUCACAUUCUCUCCCUGCCCUGUUCCUGCUUCUAUGUUCCCCUUUCACAUUCUCUCCCUGCCCUGUUCCUGUUUCUAUGUUCCCCUUUCACAUUCUCUCCCUGCCCUGUUCCUGCUUCUAUGUUCCCCUUUCACAUUCUCUCCCUGCCCUGUUCCUGCUUCUAUGUUCCCCUUUCACAUUCUCUCCCUGCCCUUUCCCCUUUCACAUUCUCUCCCUGCCCUGUUCCUGUUUCUAUGUUCCCCUUUCACAUUCUCUCCCUGCCCUGUUCCUGCUUCUAUGUUCCCCUUUCACAUUCUCUCCCUGCCCUGUUCCUGCUUCUAUGUUCCCCUUUCACAUUCUCUCCCUGCCCUGUUCCUGCUUCUAAGUUCCCCUUUCACAUUCUCUCCCUGCCCUGUUCCUGUUUCUAUGUUCCCCUUUCACAUUCUCUCCCUGCCCUGUUCCUGCUUCUAUGUUCCCCUUUCACAUUCUCUCCCUGCCCUGUUCCUGCUUCUAUGUUCCCCUUUCACAUUCUCUCCCUGCCCUGUUCCUGCUUCUAAGUUCCCCUUUCACAUUCUCUCCCUGCCCUGUUCCUGCUUCUAUGUUCCCCUUUCACAUUCUCUCCCUGCCCUGUUCCUGCUUCUAAGUUCCCCUUUCACAUUCUCUCCCUGCCCUGUUCCUGUUUCUAUGUUCCCCUUUCACAUUCUCUCCCUGCCCUGUUCCUGCUUCUAUGUUCCCCUUUCACAUUCUCUCCCUGCCCUGUUCCUGCUUCUAUUUCCCCUUUCACAUUCUCUCCCUGCCCUGUUCCUGCUUCUAUGUUCCCCUUUCACAUUCUCUCCCUGCCCUGUUCCUGCUUCUAAGUUCCCCUUUCACAUUCUCUCCCUGCCCUGUUCCUGUUUCUAUGUUCCCCUUUCACAUUCUCUCCCUGCCCUGUUCCUGCUUCUAUGUUCCCCUUUCACAUUCUCUCCCUGCCCUGUUCCUGCUUCUAAGUUCCCCUUUCUCAUUCUCUCCCUGCCCUGUUCCUGCUUCUAUGUUCCCCUUUCACAUUCUCUCCCUGCCCUGUUCCUGUUUCUAUGUUCCCCUUUCACAUUCUCUCCCUGCCCUGUUCCUGCUUCUAAGUUCCCCUUUCACAUUCUCUCCCUGCCCUGUUCCUGCUUCUAUGUUCCCCUUUCACAUUCUCUCCCUGCCCUGUUCCUGCUUCUAAGUUCCCCUUUCACAUUCUCUCCCUGCCCUGUUCCUGUUUCUAUGUUCCCCUUUCACAUUCUCUCCCUGCCCUGUUCCUGCUUCUAUGUUCCCCUUUCACAUUCUCUCCCUGCCCUGUUCCUGCUUCUAAGUUCCCCUUUCUCAUUCUCUCCCUGCCCUGUUCCUGCUUCUAUGUUCCCCUUUCACAUUCUCUCCCUGCCCUGUUCCUGUUUCUAUGUUCCCCUUUCACAUUCUCUCCCUGCCCUGUUCCUGCUUCUAAGUUCCCCUUUCACAUUCUCUCCCUGCCCUGUUCCUGCUUCUAAGUUCCCCUUUCUCAUUCUCUCCCUGCCCUGUUCCUGCUUCUAUGUUCCCCUUUCACAUUCUCUCCCUGCCCUGUUCCUGUUUCUAUGUUCCCCUUUCACAUUCUCUCCCUGCCCUGUUCCUGCUUCUAAGUUCCCCUUUCACAUUCUCUCCCUGCCCUGUUCCUGCUUCUAA
Molecule: messenger RNA, 12196 nt
Organism: Closterium sp. Naga37s-1
Lineage: Eukaryota; Viridiplantae; Streptophyta; Zygnematophyceae; Desmidiales; Closteriaceae
Source: the annotation of a GenBank genome assembly